ACAUGGCGGAAGAGGAGACUGAAAUAAGCUUUAAAAAGGAAACCGUAAGCAAACUGCUAUGUGGUUUCUUCAAGGAAGACAAAACUAAACUUGGUGGUGAGGCAGCGCUGCUCAUGGCUGAGUUGCUGAAAGUCUUUGUCCAAGAGGCUGCCAUGAGGUCACUGAAACAAGCGGAAGCUGAGGACUGUGACCAGGUCGACAUUGAACAUUUUGAGAAGAUCCUACCUCAGCUGCUCCUGGACUUCUAGCACAGUGACGCCACAAGAUGGAGCCACAGUUCUGUCUUCAUGGCCACGGUUCAUUACUGUUUCUGAGCUCAACAUUUUCCAUCGCUGUUUAUAUUUUCAGUCUCACUGCGUUUUAAUUAUCACUCCAAUUCGAAGAGCAUGAAGACUUCACCUCUGUAUCGGUUUGAGCUUUGUGAUUUUGAGUAUUGAGUUCCGUUGGCCUCUGCACACCACCAGCACCAAUAAGGGCCACCUGUGCUCCUCCGUGCAACAACAGGUGCUUCCAGCAUGCUCCGUGGCGCCGUUCAUCAAAGCCUCCAGGAGCAGUUGGAAGCAAUUAGAGUAAUAAGGGGAGCAGCCAGUCCCUUAGAUGAUGACAAGUGCCAGGAAAAAAGGAGUACCCCCUCCGGCCACUUUGAAGUUCCCUUUUGCUGUCCUGCGAUGUUUAGUUAAAGGUGGGGGGAAGGGCAAAGGGGACCUCUGGCACAGGGGGGAAAGUUGAAUGGGAGUGUGUGUGCACGUAUGCGUGCAUGUGCUGGCCAAACAUGGUCGGAGACCACACGCGUAGAUAUCCUAUUUGAGAGGAAACAUAACAAAACACAUUGGAACAUGGUCCAAGAGGAGCAGGGUGUAAUUCUGAAGGUAAAUAAACAAAAGAGGCGAGCAGCAGAGGUGCUUUCUCUACUUUCAUCACAGCAGAGGGGGAAGUCGGGCCUACAAGGGAGAGGGUAAUGUGGGGUUUUCUAACCCGAGUGGCUCUGAUGGUUUUCCACCGGCGGUGCAGCCGACCAACGUGUCUUUACUGUGAGUCAGCAUAGCUGUACAACACCUCACACUGUUUAUUUGUGUGGCUCUCGGGUGACUCACUGGUGCUUACAAGCGCUGCUCUCAUACAGCUGGAAGCAACUUCGGCGAAAGUCAAAACUCCAGGCUCUUCGUAGGUGCUCAAGGACAGCACCUGGAAUUUGACCCGGCACCUUUUCAGUACGGUUCAGGCUGGAUUUGUGUUUCACAGGCGUCAGAGGAGGAAGGAUGUUUAGUUUAAUGAUGCCAUGAAGGCCACUUGGGCAGAAAAACGCUUUUUGUCUUGUAAAUUUGUUUUUUGUAAUCAUUACAAUAUUUAAUAAAAAAAACCAUGCCCUGUCUGUUCCUCUCUAUGGAGUUAAUUUGACAACAGAAUAUCUUGUAGAAAAAAAGUAAAAUAUGCUAGUUAAAACAUUUAAAACAGAAUUUUUGUCCAUUGUUAUUGUAUUUUAUUGCCCCUUUUGAAUUGAUUUGGACU
Salarias fasciatus (jewelled blenny) is the source of this 1509-nucleotide messenger RNA. RefSeq names its product centromere protein X (gene cenpx). Gene Ontology annotation, biological process: resolution of meiotic recombination intermediates; kinetochore assembly; DNA repair. Gene Ontology annotation, cellular component: Fanconi anaemia nuclear complex; FANCM-MHF complex. Gene Ontology annotation, molecular function: protein heterodimerization activity. Bases 3 to 248 code for a protein of 81 amino acids. The record is from RefSeq and is a predicted model, not a curated record. NCBI's taxonomy places the organism in Eukaryota, Metazoa, Chordata, Actinopteri, Blenniiformes, Blenniidae. The transcript is spliced from 5 exons.